Messenger RNA from Trichechus manatus latirostris (Florida manatee), 1652 nucleotides. Its product is annotated as DNA dC->dU-editing enzyme APOBEC-3. The coding region runs from base 128 to 1285 and encodes 385 amino acids. The transcript has 8 exons. Lineage: Eukaryota; Metazoa; Chordata; Mammalia; Sirenia; Trichechidae. Gene Ontology annotation, molecular function: zinc ion binding; cytidine deaminase activity; RNA binding. Gene Ontology annotation, cellular component: P-body; cytoplasm; nucleus. Gene Ontology annotation, biological process: defense response to virus; cytidine to uridine editing; negative regulation of single stranded viral RNA replication via double stranded DNA intermediate. The record is from RefSeq and is a predicted model, not a curated record.
GAAGGGGGUGGGGCUGAGGCUCUGAAGACCUGGAAGGACACUCGCAGAUAAAGGGGUUUCCAGAGGCCAAAGGCAGCCCCGUGAGUGGGAACUAGAGCCGAAGUGCCCAGCGCCAAGGGACAGGCCCAUGUUGAGCUCACCACAGACUCCAGGAACCAGAAAGCCAAUGAAGACGUUAGCUCCAGAUGAGUUCAGUUUCAACUUUGAAAACCUACGUUUAGCCCACGGCAGGAACACCACCUUCCUGUGCUUCCAAGUGGAAACAAAGGCUCCGCCCUCACUUAACUCGCCUGACUCUGGGAUCUUUCAAAACCAGGACCAUUGUCCCAGCCACCACCACGCAGAAAUGGUCUUCCUCACUUGGUUCCAAAAGCGACUCUCCCCUGCACAGCACUACGAGGUCACCUGGUACAUGUCCUGGAGUCCCUGCUCCAGAUGUGCAGUCCAGGUGGCCAAGUUCCUGAAGUCAAACAGCACCGUGAACCUGAGCAUCUUCGUCGCCCGCCUCUACUACCCCAGGGAACUAGAGACCAAGGAUGGGCUCCACAGUCUGUGGCAGGCAGGUGCCCAGGUCCAAAUCAUGUUCUUCCAAGACUUUAAAUACUGUUGGGAAAACUUUGUGAACAAUGAGGGAAAGCCAUUCCAGCCUUGGAAGAACCUGGAUGAAAAUUCUAAGGACUGGGACACUGAGCUUAAGGACAUUCACAGAAACACAACAGAUCUGCUAACAGAAGAGAUGUUCUACUCACAAUUUUACAACAGGGAGAAAAAGUCCUCCAUUCCGAGGAAGACCUACUUAUGCUACCAGCUGAAUGAACCCCAACCCGUCAAACGCUGCCUUCACUACAAGAAAGGUUACCAUGCAGUAACUCGCUUUAUUGAUGGGAUAGUUUCUAUGAACCUGGACCCAGCUAGGAGCUACGACAUCACCUGCUACUUCACGUGGAGCCCCUGCAAUCGCUAUGCCCGGAAACUAGUCAGUUUCAUAGAGGACUACCCCAACCUGCGCCUGAAGGUUUACACCUCCCGCCUGUACUUCCACUGGUGCUGGACGAAUAUGCAGGGGCUGCAGCAUCUGCAGAAUUCCCGUGUCACCGUGGCCGUCAUGACCUUCAGAGAUUUUGAGUACUGCUGGAAAAACUUUGUGGACAACCAGGGAAAGCCCUUUGAACCCUGGGAGAAGCUGGAUUUAUAUAGCCAGAGCACAGAAAGGCGGCUCAGGAGAAUCCUGAAGCCCUUGACUCCAGAUGUUUUAAAUGAAGACUUUGGGAAUUUGCAUCUUUGAUCCCCAUCACUCUCAUCGUCAAGAUAUAUGAACCUUCCCUGUAGCAUCUCAGGGCUUCAGAUACUGAUGACUCUUAGAAGCAAGGAGCAAGCUUUACAGACUUACCUGUCCGCCAAUGCUCAUCUUGUCCUAAGUCCAGAGACUUUUCUUUCCACCUUCACUCAUUUUUGUUUUCUUUUAUAAGUGGCUGCAUAGUUUUAUAAUUCAUUAAAAAAAAAAAAAGAUAAAUUUUAAGUCUAUAAAAACUGGGCUACCUUCUAAGGGGGCAAUUAGAUUGUCCCUCAAGAAAAUGAGUAUAAGAGACAUUUAUUCUACUGCACUGAGAAAAAAGUUUUUAUUUGAGAAGUCACUGUCUAGUUUAGAAUAA